AUGAGUGUCAAGAUCCAGUCACAGACCAAUCCCGGCCUCACGAUCUCGAAAGACCGUUGCGAGCCUGGCUCAAUCAAUAUCCCACUGUGCAAAUGGCCCAAAACAGCCGACACCAAGGCUGUAGAUGCUAAUGAUAUUGCCACUAAGAUCGUGGAUUCCUUCAACUCGGCUCUAAAAAAUGAGGACACCAAAGCAAUCGCUCAACUUUUCCUGACCGAUGGCUAUUGGCGAGAUCAUCUCGGUGUUUCUUGGGAGCUCCAUACCUCGAAAGGGAGUGACAAAAUCCUGGCCUUCCUUGCCGAUGGCUGUCCUUUGACUGGGAUCACGAUCGACAACAGUACACCCUACCGAUCUCCGCAUUUCGCACCAUUCGAUGGAAAAGGAGACGUGGAAGGAGUGCAAUUCUUCUUCACCUUUACCUCCAAAGUCGGUGAAGGUCAAGGCCUCGCUCGUCUUUCUGAGGAAAAUGGUCAAUGGAAGAUCUUUACCUUCUUCACUACCCUCAAUGACAUCAAAGGCCAUGAACAAGCAAUCUACCAUCGAAGAACGAAGGGCGUCGAGCACGGUGGAAAGCCAGACAGAAAGAAUUGGCAGGAAAGACGCACUGCCGCGAUCAAUUUUGAGGGCAAGGAGCCAACUGUGCUGAUUGUUGGAGCCGGGCAAGCUGGCCUGACAGUCGGAGCUCGACUACAGAUGCUUGGCGUUGACACUCUCAUCGUCGACAGAGAAGAUGCCAUUGGCGACAAUUGGCGACGGAGAUAUCACCAGCUAGUCCUGCAUGAUCCAGUCUGGUACGACCAUAUGCCGUAUCUGAACUUCCCUCCUCACUGGCCCAUCUUCACCCCCAAGGAUAAGUUAGCAGAAUGGUUCGACUCAUAUGCAAAAUUACUUGAACUGAAUGUCUGGGUCAAAACCACGCUCGAGUCGACUUCAUGGGACGAAAGCAAGAAGCAAUGGACUGUCAAAGUCAACCGGACCAAGCCUGAUGGCACCACAGAGUCUCGCACACUCCAUCCAAAGCACGUUAUUCAAGCCACAGGACAUUCAGGAAAGAAGAACUUUCCCUCACACCUUAAGGGACUUUCCGACUUCAAAGGCGAUGUACUCUGCCAUUCGUCCGAGUUCAAAGGAGCCAGAGUGGAUGGCAAGGGCAAAAAGGCUGUGGUCGUAGGAUCUUGCAACUCUGGCCACGACAUUGCGCAAGAUUUCUACGAAAAAGGCUACGACGUCACCUUAGUCCAGCGAUCGACCACCUGCGUUAUAUCCAGUGAAGCCAUUACCGAAAUUGGCUUGAAGGGAGUUUACUCCGAGGACGGACCCCCCGUCGAUGACGCAGACAUUUGGCUGCACAGUCUGCCCAGCGAAGUCCUCAAGGCGUUGCAAGUCAACAUCACGGCUGCACAGGCCGAAUUCGACAAGAAAACCUUGGACGGCCUCACCAAGGCUGGAUUCAAAUUGGACCGUGGACCCGAAGACGCAGGCCUGUUUAUGAAAUACUUCCAGCGCGGCGGAGGCUAUUACAUUGACGUUGGCGGCUCUCAGCUCAUCAUCGACGGUAAGAUCAAGAUCAAGCAGGGUCAGGAAAUCGAAGAGGUGUUAGCUCACGGGCUGCGUUUUGCGGAUGGGAGUGAGCUUGACGCUGACGAGAUCAUCUUUGCGACCGGUUAUUCAAAUAUGCGAACCCAAGCAAGAGAGAUCUUUGGCGAUGAACUUGCAGACCGUGUCGGCGACAUUUGGGGAUUCGAUGCCGAAGGUGAAAUGAGGACGAUCUGGAGAAAAUCGGGACACCCAGGAUUCUGGUUCAUGGGCGGAAAUCUGGCUUUGUGCAGAUACUAUUCCAAAGUUCUCGCUCUUCAGAUCAAAGGUCUAUUGGAGGGAUUGUACAAGUAUUAG
Messenger RNA from Exophiala spinifera, 1893 nucleotides. RefSeq lists its product as uncharacterized. The coding region runs from base 1 to 1893 and encodes 630 amino acids. NCBI's taxonomy places the organism in Eukaryota, Fungi, Ascomycota, Eurotiomycetes, Chaetothyriales, Herpotrichiellaceae. The transcript has 8 exons. The record is from RefSeq and is a predicted model, not a curated record. Gene Ontology annotation, molecular function: flavin adenine dinucleotide binding; monooxygenase activity.